AUCACAAAGGACAUAUUCAAUCAAGAGCGGCAAUAUCUAUCUAAUCAACGAUCGUUGGCGUUAAUCAGUGGGCCGGUGACCGCGGCCCGAGCCACACGCGCGCCCGCGCACUCGCCCGAAGCGAUAUAAAUACGAUACAGCGCUGCGCUAUGGACAACUUUCAAGUCUUGGACUUCACUUCGCUGAGCGAGACCGUACAACAGUUACUUCGAGAAGCAGUCGUAGCAAGACAACGAGCAUACUGCCCUUAUUCAAACUUCGCAGUGGGCGCUGCCAUACUGACGGAAGAGGACUCCAAAACUUACUCGGGAUGUAACAUCGAAAGUUCAACCUUAGCUCCUUCGAUAUGUGCUGAACGCUGCGCAGUGCCCAAAGCGGUGUCAGAAGGAUACCUCAAGUUCAAGAUGGUGGCGGUCAUCGCUCAUCAAACGAACUUCACCGCGCCUUGUGGGGUGUGCAGACAAACCCUCAACGAAUUCCGGGGAUCGAAUGGGGAUAUCGACAUUUACUUAGGGAAGCCCACAUUGGAUAAAGUGUUAUGCACGAAGCUGUCGCAACUACUGCCUCUCUCGUAUGUUAGCUUCAAAGAAGACAGCAUCAAUGUGUAGUUGUGGUCGUGACUCUAGUGCUAAUGGACAAGCUUAAAAGUGAAAUGUGAUUUUAUAAUUCUAAUAAAGGCCGUUAAACGCUA
Messenger RNA from Ostrinia furnacalis (Asian corn borer), 691 nucleotides. Its product is annotated as cytidine deaminase. Gene Ontology annotation, cellular component: cytosol. NCBI's taxonomy places the organism in Eukaryota, Metazoa, Arthropoda, Insecta, Lepidoptera, Crambidae. The coding region runs from base 150 to 608 and encodes 152 amino acids. Gene Ontology annotation, molecular function: zinc ion binding; cytidine deaminase activity. The record is from RefSeq and is a predicted model, not a curated record. The transcript is spliced from 2 exons.